UACCUAAUUUUCCCAAUUUAGUUCAUAACUCUCCUCCACUCUGCUCAAAAACUUCAAAUCUUCAAAAUCAAUGAAAAGAACUCUCAAAAUCUGGCUCCGAAACCAAAAUCAAAUCCAAAUGUGCAAUUCACAGUCGGAGAAACGAAAAUGGAAGAUGAAAUUAUCUUCCGAACAAGCCAAAUUAUUUCUUUUUUGGUACAGAAAUAUAUCAGCUAUGAAGGUUACUACUAUGUUUUCUUUGUCUCUUUGUCUUUUCAGAAUUUGGGUAUUAACUAGAAAUUUGUGUCAUCCAGUAAUUUUUCUCUUUUUUUUGGGGGAGUUACAGAUUGUUCCCUUAUUAUAUGUCAUUUUUGAACUCUGAUGAAUUGGGGUUUCAAAAUUUAUAUGCUACUGUAUUUGCUUUACGUACAUGAUUUUUAUAUGCUUUAUUUGACCCGAGGGUAUGUACACACCACCCUGUUCAGACCCCAAUUGAAAAAUUAUAUUGUGUAUGUUGUUGAGAGAGAGAGAAAGAUAGAAACUUUACAGGUUGAAAAAUCCUAAUGUGACAUAUCUAUGCUAUAUUAUCAGAUAUGAAGGUUAUUACUGUGUUUUCCUUAUCUCUGAAUCUUGGAAUUUUGAUUUGUAUCUCUAUGGUUUGAGAAUUUUAUCAAAAACAACCUCUCAACCUUCCCAAGACCCCGGAUAUGAGAUUACACUGGUAUGUUGUUGUUGGUUUGAGAAUUUUGGGUAAUGUUAGUAUGUAUUUGGGGGUGUUACAGAUUGUUCCUCAUUUUGAUAUUUCAGUUCUGUAACUCUAAUGGUUUCAUUUUCAAUAGACUGUAGAAGCUCUAAUUACAAGACAGACAAUUCAGUGUGAUAUCUAUAUGCUAUAUAUACUUUGUGAUAUGCCUUUCAGCUAAGUGUGCUAGAAUUUUUAGAGUCCCGAUACAUGUACCGAAAAGGGAAAACUAAGAAAAAGAGAAAAUAAGUUCUAUCUGCAUUUCUGUUUUCUAUUGAGGAAUUAAUUACUCAUUCGAUGAUUACCUUUUGUUCAAAGUGGCUAGAAUUUUUUCCUUUAUCAUUUUGUUGGACUUUAUUCUCAAACUUAUAAGCUUUUAGUAUUUCAAGAUGUAUCCGAGUGGUAGAAGAUGCAACUGUUAUGAGUAGGACAAUCUUAGAAUGAUAUUUACUUAAUAUUAUUGAGAUUUGUCCUUUUAGCUUAUCACUUUCAAGAAAGUAAAGCUUUUCAGAUGCCAUACAAACAUUAUGCUCCCAAAACCCUGACUUCAAAUUUUGGUGUGGAUAUUUUCUGUUACCAUGGAGUACCAUUUUACUAGUGAAUCAUGAAUUGGUUCAUCCACAUGAACACAAUGCACCAGCAAUUUUUCACGUCAAAUGUAGCCAUUUAAACACCUGCCCUGCCCCCCCCCCCCCCAAACAACGAAGAAAAAGGAGACAAAUGGGAUAAUGGGGAUAAGUAGUGGAAUAGUGGAGAUAAGAUUAGAUGGCUACCUCAUAUUAAUGUAAUUGAUACUCUUAACCCUUUAAUUGGAAAAAGUGGGACAAACGAAAUAAGUAAAAGUUGUUAACAACGACGACUAUGUGCUAAAACAGUGUUACAAAUAUCCUUUCUUUCUCUCUAAAUUAGUGGUGUAGAAAACACCCAAGGGUGUGGUCUAGUGGUCAAUGAAGUGGGUUAAGAACUAUGAGCUUUCAGGUUCAAAUCCCAGUAGAUACAAAAACAUAGGGUGAUUUCUUUCCAUUUGUCCUAACCUUGUUAGUUAGAGUUAGUACUUGUUGCUGGUGGAAGGUGAUAGGUAUCCCGUGGAAUAAGUGGAGGUGCACAAAAUUUUGCCCGGACACCACUGUUAUCAAAAAUAAUAAAAAUAUAAUUAGUAGUGUAGAUAGAUGGUCUAGAAUACAUAUUUUCCGAAAGAAUUCCAUGCGAUUUCCAAAUGCACUGACAUCUGCUAGGAUAUUAUCAAUUGCGAGAUAUUGUUGACCAAAUCUUAAGAGUGUUUGCAUUCAAUAGGUGUAACAUUACUGAUUUUGGCCUUACAAUAUUGUUCCCAUCCAAGAAUAUGAGAAAUAUAAAAUAAUUCUUUUCUUAGGACUUAGUUUCCAUAAAAAAUUAAAAGUAACAGCAUAUAUUUUAUAAACAUGUGGCUGUUGGGAGAUUGUAUUAAGUGGUUAUUUAGUUGUAAUAGAAAGGGUCAGAUUAUGAUUCCUGCCAUAAGGUGAUGUUCUGCAAAUUGAAGUCUGGAGAAGGAAAAUUUGGGCAAUGAACAUUUCUUAGAUGUACCCCACGAGUUUUAUGUUUUUCUUAACUUAAUAAUGCUUUCAUCUCAUGUAUUUGGUGAUGAGAGGGAAACACUUUUCUUGGAACGUCUAGCUAAAACUCAAAUGAAAGAUAAUUGAAGAACAUAUCAGUCUUUUGGUUUCUCAUAUAACAUGACCUAUUCUAACUGAGGUAAGUCAUUCUAACUGCUAUGGACUUGUAUGUCAGCCCUAGAUUAUUCUGGACCUCUAAAUUUAUCCUUUUCACAGUUUUUAUUUCGAAGGUCAAGAUUGCUGGGAAACUAGGAGAAUUUCUUGGCAUUUGAUCAUAUUCAAGUUUGUCAUCUGUGAUUUAUUUAAAAUUGAAAAGGGAUUUACAAUUUGUUAGCUUCUAAUUUUUCAUCAAAAACAAUUAUUAGCUUCUACUUGGUGCAUUCUGUGGUGUCCAUUUGAUAAAUGCCCAUCUUUGAUGUGUCUACAACAUUGUUCUUCCACAAGAGACUUUAUGGAAGUUAUUCACCUUUUCGAGUUUUUUCAAAUUACUUUAAAAUAUUUGUCUCUCCGGUGAAACAAAUCUUAAGUAUUUUAGUUGUUAAAAACGCGGACUUUGUUCUGCCAAAGAUAGUAAGAUUCUGUAGAUUGGUGCUUUUGUUGAUUGUGGUGUGGAGUAUUUCGUUCGAAUUUUCUGCCAAAAUAUUUCAAAAUCGAAUGUUUUGGUACACCAUUUGUUCAACUGGGUGCCUUUUUUAACUUAAUGUGGAGCAAGGCAAAAGGCAGAUUUAGGAUUUUAAGUUAGUGGGUGUAAAGUACCCCGAGCUGCUCCUUUGUGCCAAUAUGUGCAAACUUAUUAUAAAUACAUAUCUUCUAAUGCUUUUUAACUAUAUAGUAUGAGUGAUAGCACUUAGCAGCGAGUGUGCAUAUGCCAUUGUUGCAUCCUCUAUGUGCAAGUCUAUAGAUCUCUUUCAGAUAUCCUUCUGAUUAGUCUCUAACAAAUAUAGAAAGAUAUGCUUCAUUGCUGUAGUUGUAGUUCACCUUAAGCACAAUUUUCUGUCGGCGUGUCUUAUGAAUAUUUUUUUGAUACAGAAUGUCGUGUCUUUUAAUGUAACCUUCUUUCUAAUAACAAAAGUUAAAAAUAGAGGGCGUGAUCUUUUAAUUAUAUACUUUUUGGACCCAAUGUAGUAAGGACUUGUAGAUCUUAUUCCUAAUACAGAAACAUCUGGUCAAAUUCUUACUAUUUUGAGCAUCUUGAAUAUCCCUUUUCCUAUUAUUUUUUUUACCUUCCCAGAGCUAGUUCACUAAUCGGACAUUUACUGUUUGCUUGCUUUAAAUGGUUAACAACUUUUAAAAACAAAUAUGAAGGGACUAAAUAAAGGAACUACAGGCACCAGAGUAAUUUUUCUCCACAGUCAUUUUUUACUGUAUUAAUCUUGCUUAUUUAGCCAGUGACCGUAUCAAAGUCUUACUAUAUAUGUGAACUUUGGUUGCUUUCCUCCAUGUUGAUGUGCACCUUAACAUCUAGAUAAAAAAUUCGCGUUUGCGGUCAUUCUGUUUAAAUGUCCCACCUACUUGUUCCCCUUAACAGGUACUCACUAGUGUAGUUAAAAUCAUCAACAACAACAUACCUAGUAAAAUCCCACAAAGUGGGGUUUGGGGAGGUUAGAGUGUACGCAGUUACCCCUACCUCCUGUACACAGUUACCCUUACCUCGUGGAGGUAGACUGUAGUUAAAUCAAUAGCUGAUUAAAGAAGUAGGAGUCUUGCUGCCAUUCUUUCUGUUAACCAAGUGUCAAGGGCUACAGAAAAUCAUAUAUAGAUGCACCAAAUAUAUAUGCUGGUCUUUGGCAUAUAUGGAAGUUAUCCAAUUUGGGAGAACUCUUCAAAACUUCCCUUUCGUGUCAAACCUUUCAUUGUGUAGAUCCAACAAAAUGAGCGCCGACCGAACAUGCAAUAGCUCCUCCUGGACUAAGGAGGAAGACAAGGCAUUUGAGAAUGCUUUGGCCGUAUAUUCUGGAGAAAGUGAUCAAUUUCUGAAGAUCGCUGCUGCUGUUCCUGGGAAAUCCAUUCAAGAAAUUAUAGAACAUUAUAAUGUAUUAGUUGAAGAUAUUAACGAUAUUGAGUCUGGAAGGAUUCCACUACCUAAAUAUGAGAGAAUGCAAAGUUCUUCCAGCUGCAGAAGUAGAUUAUCGGGAGCAGAGGUAGAACGGCGAAAAGGGACUCCUUGGACUGCAGAGGAACACAGGUCGUUUCUCCAGGGGUUGGCGAUUCACGGAAAGGGUGAUUGGCGGGGUAUAUCAAGGAACUUUGUGUUUUCUAGAACACCAACACAGGUGGCAAGCCAUGCCCAGAAGUUCUACAGUCGAUUAAAUGACAAUAACAACUCGAAGAGGAGAAGAAGCAUUCAUGAUAUCACUAGUGUGGGUGCUGCUAAUAUUACUGAACCUUCACAAGGACAAAAAUCUGACGAGUUGAUAGGACCUUGUGGAAGACAAUUGCAGUGGCCAAUCGCCGACUAUGUGACUGAAGCUUUCGAUGCAGGGAUGCUAUCUUUACCAGGGACAAUUACAAACUGCACAACUGAUGCUAUUGAAGGACCAUCAGCUGUUAACCCCGAGAAAUUCCCGCUUGGUGCUACUCUUGGUAGUGAGUUGAAUAGUUCAUUUCCCGGCGUGAGCGAGUUCCUGCGAAGUAGAGAAGAACCAAUCAUUGUACCGGCAGAAGGCACCUCUAGAGUAUGCCAUGGGGUUGACACUAGGAUAUCUCCAUCAUUUAGUGUGCAACCAUCAGGUGCUGGUGGCACCGGAAUGUACAAUCAUCCAGUUUCAUUUCCCGACGUGCAUGAGUUCCUGCGAGGUGUAGAAGACCUAAUCACUGUACCGGCAGAGGGCACCUCUGGAGCGUGCCAUGGGGUUGACACUAGGACAUCUCCAUCACUUAGCUUGCAACCAUCAGUUGCUGGUGGCACCAGAAUGUACAAUCAUUCAGUCACUGUACCGGCAGAGAGCACCUCUGGAGCAAGGUGUGGGAUUGACACUAGGACAUCUCCAUCACUUAGCAUGCAACCGUCAGUUGUUGGUGACACCAGAAGGUACACUCAUCCAGUCACUGUACUGGCAGAGGGCACCUCUGGAGCGAGGCAUGGGGUUGAUACUAGGACAUCUCCAUCAGUUGCUGGUGGCACAGGAAUGUACCCUCAUCCAGUCAAUAAUGUUGGGUAUGAUCUGGAAGAGCUAAUGACCAAGCAGUUGGUUGGAGCCAGUCAAGUAGAUUCUACCAUUAACACUGCAAGUUUGCCAUUACCAAUUGCUGAUCAUGUUGGAGUCCAUGGUUGUACAGCUUCUAGCAGCGGCACUAAGAAUGGUUUUGCAAGCACCGUGGGAGCUCCUGAGGGAGGUUUAUCUGUCGAUUCCAUGCAAUUACCAUCAAUUCCUGGCAGUAGUGGCAGUGGAACUUAUCCCUGUUGGAAUCCUAGCAGCAACGACGACAGUAUCUUUGAUCUGGAAGACCUAUUCUCAGAUCACAUAUUUGGUUUUGGCAAAUAAGAAUCUGUUGUUUAUAGUGACAAAUCAUAAUCUGUCCAUGGUUUCACUAGAACAACCACUGCUUUGUUGCGGAUGAGCCAAUGCAGCUGAAGCCUAUUACUUCACGAACUCUCGUGCCAUUACACGUUCCUUGCCCUGCUGGUUCAUUUGCAGCAUCUCCUAGUAGAUCGUUCUAUCGUCGUGUCCUUUUAGAUAUGUCUCUAUUUCCAUAUCCAGUGCUGGUUCUAUUUGUGUAUUAUGGAAUAGCAAACUUUAUCAGUAGCUUAUGUACAUAGAACUACUUAGAACAGGUA
Molecule: messenger RNA, 6091 nt
Organism: Solanum dulcamara
Lineage: Eukaryota; Viridiplantae; Streptophyta; Magnoliopsida; Solanales; Solanaceae
Exons: 2
Coding region: 4107-5798 (563 amino acids)
Molecular function (GO): DNA binding
Source: RefSeq, a predicted model, not a curated record